Molecule: messenger RNA, 3888 nt
Organism: Candidula unifasciata
Lineage: Eukaryota; Metazoa; Mollusca; Gastropoda; Stylommatophora; Geomitridae
Source: the annotation of a GenBank genome assembly
AUGACGUCGCCUCACGUAUCGUUUAUGGAGAGGACAGAAUCGAUGCACAGUCUGCAGUCGGUGGAGUCUUGCCUGGAGGAUAUCUUUGAGAACGAUGACAUUCAUGAGGAAGAUUUCAUCGAAAGCUGGACCGUGGGGCCCUCAACUGCGCCUGCGUCCAUUUUCACAGUUGGAGGUGGAGAUCAAGGGUAUGGUCUGUCUCCGGAGGAAAGAGAUUAUCUGGCCAGCUCACCCACUCAAAAUGACAACGAAAGGACAGUUCCGGUGCGGUAUUUUACACACAAGCUCUCGUUCAGAGGUUGGCUUCGAUGGUUCUUCAUACGCAAUACAUCCUCACGACUGGCCAUUGCCAUCUUUGACUUCACCCUCAAGAUCCUCAUCUGUGCCUCCUACGUGGUUCGUGUCCAUCUCGAUGACAUCACACAGUAUGAAUGUUACGGUGUUCCAUGUACUACGCUGGAGAACUCCACACACAGUGAGCGAGAUCUCAUAUUCGAGGAAGACCAGGUGAACUGGUACGUUCUGCUGUGGGUUCAGCGAAGCAAUCCAGUCUGGAUUAUGGAGAUCUUCCUGGCCUUUAUCGAGUUGGUCAAGUCUUUGCUAAUGGUUUACAUAGCCACAAAGGGUCACCGAAUGGAACAGGUGAUGAGUCUUACCUUCGUCUUGGAACUGCUGUGUGGUUUCAACAUGCUGAUCACGCUGGUUCCUGUACUGAAGAGCUUGUUUGUUCCUGUGUUCCUCAACUGUUGGUUGGCCAGGCUGGCACUGGAAAGGAUUUAUAAUGACCUACAUCUCACUAGCCAGCGUUUCCAGACGGUAUCUGUGAGGUUGUCAAAGAAGAUGAUUUUGUUGGUUAUGAAUAUCGCCUGUCUCACCUUUACCACACUGUGCAGCAUACAGCACAUCCAGCGAGCUAGCGCUGGCAACCAGAUCUCCCUGUUCGAUUCCUUCUACUUCGUGAUUGUGACCUUCUCCACCGUGGGCUUCGGUGACAUCUCCCCGGACAUGUGGCUCAGUCGUCUCUUCAUGAUCAUCAUGAUCUGCCUAGCCUUCGCCACCAUCCCCAGCCAGAUUGAAGGAAUGAUCUCCAUCUACCGGGAGCGAGAGAAGGCAGGAGGGGAGUACAGCCGCUGGUUCACCACCCAGAAACACGUGAUCGUCUGCGCCAGUUACCUGACCCAGGACACGCUCAUGGACUUUCUCAACGAGUUCUUUGCCAACCCGAAACUCGAGGAACGGACAGUGAUAUUGUUGUGCUGUCAGGAGUUGGACAGCAGCAAAAGGGUCAUCAUCACUGACCCACGCUGGUCUGAGAAGGUCAUCUACAUGAAAGGAUCGGCCCUAAAAGAUAUGGACCUUAAAAGGUGCCAUGCUCAGAAAGCGUACGCUUGCUUUUUCCUGGCUCCCCGACCUACUCAAGACAAAGCAAUGGCGCUUGCAUCAGCAAAUUUUGUUUCAGCUUCAGCAGUCAGCCGCCAUUGGCCAUUUCCAAGCCUCGAGCCUAAUUGUGAAUGCACGUCAAAAUUCUUACACGUUGUGUGCACAUUAGAAUUCUCACAUGUUGUGUGUUUAUUAGAAUUCUUACACGUUGUGUGCACAUUAGAAUUCUUACAUGUUAAGGGGAUGGUCCUGGAACCAUGGCAACAGUUGUAUGGUCGACAUUCAGCCAAUGAGAUCUUCCAUAUUCAGGCUCAGAAGAGCGCCAUCUUCAGUCAGUAUCUCGGACAGACGUUCCCCAAAACCUCGGCAGAUGCGCACUACAGGUUUGGUGUGGCGCUGGUCGCUGUUCUGGAUUCAGAAACCCUCAGCCCGAGGCUGCAGCUCAACCCUGGACCCCAUUACAAAAUAAAAGCGGCAGACAUGUUGUUCUACAUUAGCCUCAACAGAGAGGAGUACUCCAAAAUCAGCUCCUACGCCCUGAAGAAGGUCUCUCGUUGUCAGACAAGCCACUUUGACAUGCAGCAUCCAUCGGAAGACAAGAUGUGUUCAGAAACAGACACUUCGUUUCGCUCCAGAGAUCCGGACAAAUCUUUUAGUCACCGAGAAGCAGACAACAGCAGCAUGUUUGGCGCCAUCUCGGGUCUUCUCAGCCACAACCUGACCCGCGCAGGCUGCAGCCGCAGCAACGCCAGAACCUGCAUGGGGGACACAAGUGUGACGAGUGAUGCAGAAGAUGGCAACCGCAGUAAUGAAGACGACACCCUGAACAUCCCGAGCACAGCCAGGUCGACUAGUUCCAGCAGUUCAGCUCCUCUACUCAGGGGAGACAGUGAGUGCAGCAGUCAGGGAGGAGAACCCAGGAGGAAGUUUGGCAGGGCACAUAAGCCGUUUGACCUCAGCGUUAGCACCGAUGACGACAUGAAUAUGUCGCAGGAAGGACCUCAGAUUGACCUCAGGCACGGUGAAGGUCGUGUGUUGCAAUUUUACGAGGAUAUGGAACAACUCACUAUGGGAGCUCCUCCGAUAACUACAUGUACUGGAGUCGGGCGGGCCAGCUGUCACAUCAGAUCCGCGGUUCGAGAUCCCUGUUGUUUGGAAUGGGGGAAGAGCUGCACGCACUGCACCUACAAGAACGCCAAUGACCAGAGAUGGGACAACCAGUUGAUUAUUCUGGUGGCCGAACACGCUAGCUCCGGCAUGUUCAACUUCAUCGUUCCUCUCAGGUCGUCUGCUAUAGGGGUCAACGGCCUCAGUCCAAUCAUUCUUCUACUUGAGGAACAACCGGACACUUUGUUCCUGGAGUCACUGGCACACUUCCCGCUGGUCUAUUACAUGGUUGGCUCUAUUAAAAGCAUCGACGAUCUCCUGGUGGCUGGGAUUAACAAAGCUAGUCAUCUUGUCAUCGUCAACCGUGACCCCGAGGUCAGCACUGAAGGGGAGGAGUUUCUGGAAGAUUCUGAGACAGUGAUUGCAGUGCAGACGAUCUCCAGGUUGUUCCCGAACACGUACGUUCUCACAGCCCUGAGCCAAACUGCCAACAUGAGAUUUAUGAGGUUCUCGGCGUCCUUGACUCACUCGCAGAAACAGCUGAGAGACUCGACCACAUCUUCUAUGAAAGAAAUCUUCUGUCUUCCAUUUGCUGCCGGCCAGGUGUUUUCAGCCAACAUGUUGGACACACUACUCUACCAGACAUUUACCAAAGGCUACCUAAUCAGUUUUGUCCGGCUGUUGUUGGGCAUCGACUCUGAGCAAGGUUCUGGCCAUUUGUCUAGUAUUCGUGUGAAAAAGGCCACCAUACAAAGGUUCCAGGAAUAUGGGGUCAUUUAUGAUUGGCUGUCAUCCAGCACUGGGGAAAUCCCCUUUGCUAUUUACAGAACAGAGCGGUUGGCUAAAGAGGAAAACAAGGAUAUCAUCGCGCGUAUUUUUGGAGGGGAAAGUCUUUUUGAUCUCCCUGAAAAGCAGAAGCCCAAACCCCCGAAGUACAACAGACACGCCAGACCCAAGUCCAACUCACUGUUCAACGGGCGGAGAUUUUCUGCCGUUUGCAAGUCAAAUACCGUGGACCUGGGCAGCUUGAUACGGAGCCGGCUGCAGACACUGGAGAUGACGCAGGGGGAUUACAGUGAAGUAAAACGAAGACGAAAUAUCCUGUCUUACGUCAUCACCAAUCCUUCACCAUCUGAGAAACUGAGGAUUGGAGAUAUCAUCUACGUGAUCCAGCCAUCCUCCAUGUGGGCCAGACCCAGCAAGCAACAGUUUUACCUACAGCGAAACAACAACAGCAGCAGUCGGCUCAGCACCACAAGUACCCCGCAAGUGCAGAAGAAAAAUGGCGUCCUGAAAACACCAAGCCGGGAGGGCCACUUUGAUGCGGACUUUGUUAUGCCCAAAACGGACAACAUGGCAGAGGACAAGGAUGGCCCUCUUGCGGCUUCUACUCAGUUGUAA